Messenger RNA from Choloepus didactylus (southern two-toed sloth), 3000 nucleotides. It is a transcript of the gene DMPK, whose product is annotated as DM1 protein kinase. The record is from RefSeq and is a predicted model, not a curated record. Gene Ontology annotation, molecular function: protein serine/threonine kinase activity; ATP binding. NCBI's taxonomy places the organism in Eukaryota, Metazoa, Chordata, Mammalia, Pilosa, Megalonychidae. Gene Ontology annotation, biological process: actomyosin structure organization; peptidyl-threonine phosphorylation. The transcript is spliced from 14 exons. Gene Ontology annotation, cellular component: cytoskeleton; cytoplasm. Bases 154 to 2310 code for a protein of 718 amino acids.
CAGCAGAGAGAAGUGGCCAGAGAGGCCCAGGGGAAGCCAGGGACGGCAGACAUGCGGCGGGGGCCCAGGGGCCUGGACAGGGGCUGAUGGGCCCGUGACAGGAGGAGCCCGAGCCCCCGGCCCGGGGAGGGGACAUGGUGCUGCCUGCCCGACAUGUCAGCCGAAGUGCGGCUGCAGCGGCUCCAGCAGCUGGUGCUGGACCCAGGCUUCCUGGGGCUGGAGCCCCUGCUCGACCUUCUCCUGGGCGUCCACCAGGAGCUGGGCGCCUCCGACCUGGCCCAGGACAAGUACGUGGCCGACUUCUUGCAGUGGGCGGAGCCCAUCACGGCGAGGCUUAAGGAGGUCCGACUGCAGAGGGAUGACUUCGAGAUUCUGAAAGUGAUCGGACGCGGGGCGUUCAGCGAGGUUGCGGUGGUGAAGAUGAAACAGACGGGCCGGGUGUACGCCAUGAAGAUCAUGAAUAAGUGGGACAUGCUGAAGAGAGGCGAGAUAUCGUGCUUCCGAGAAGAGAGGGAUGUGCUGGUGAACGGGGACCGGCGCUGGAUCACGCAGUUGCAUUUCGCCUUCCAGGACGAGAACUACCUAUACCUGGUCAUGGAGUACUACGUGGGCGGAGAUCUGCUGACGCUGCUGAGCAAGUUUGGAGAGCGGAUCCCGGCCGAGAUGGCGCGCUUCUACCUGGCCGAGAUUGUCAUGGCUAUCGACUCGGUGCACCGGCUGGGCUACGUGCACAGGGACAUAAAGCCGGACAACAUCUUGCUGGACCGCUGUGGCCACAUCCGCUUGGCCGACUUCGGCUCCUGCCUCAAGCUGCAGGAGGACGGAACGGUGCGGUCGCUGGUGGCCGUGGGCACCCCGGACUACUUGUCGCCCGAGAUCCUGCAGGCCGUGAGCGGCGGGCCCGGGACAGGCAGCUACGGGCCCGAGUGUGACUGGUGGGCGCUGGGCGUGUUCGCCUAUGAGAUGUUCUACGGGCAGACGCCCUUCUACGCUGACUCCACGGCCGAGACCUACGGCAAGAUCGUCCACUACGAGGAGCACCUGUCUCUGCCAGUGGCAGACGCAGGGGUCCCCGAGGAGGCCCAAGACCUCAUCCAGCAGCUGCUGUGUCCCCCAGAGACACGGCUGGGCCGGGAUGGAGCUGGAGACUUCCAGAAGCACCCUUUCUUCUUUGGCCUCGACUGGGAUGGACUCCGCGACAGCUCCCCGCCCUUUACACCAGACUUCGAGGGUGCCACUGAUACGUGCAACUUCGACGUGGUGGAGGACGGGCUCACUACCAUGGUGAGCGGGGGCGGGGAAACGCUGUCGGACAUGCAGGAGGGCGUGCCGCUGGGUGUCCACCUGCCUUUCGUGGGUUACUCCUACUCCUGCAUGGCCCUCAGGGAUGAUGAGGUCCCAGGCCCCACACCCAUGGAACUGGAGGCUGAGCCAUUGCCUGAGCCACAUGUGCAAGCUCCUAGCCUGGCGCCCACCGUGCCGCUACCAGAGGAAAUAGCGGAAGCGGCCAUCCCAGCGGAGGCCGAGGUGACGCUACAGGAGCUCCAGGAGGCGCUGGAGGAGGAGGUGCUGACCCGGCAGAGCCUGAGCCGGGAGCUGGAGGCCAUCCGCAACGACAACCAGAACUUCGCCAGUCAACUACGCGAGGCCGAGGCCCGGAACCGAGACCUGGAGGCGCACGUCCGGCAGCUGCAGGAGCGGAUGGAGGAGCUGCAGGCAGAGCGAGCCGCAGCCGUCACGGGGAUCCCCAGUCCCCGGGCCACGGAUCCACCUUCCCAUGUAAGACCCCUUUCUUUCCCCUGCCUCAAGCCUGCUGCCUCCCUGUACAGACCGCCCUCCCCGUCCAGGUUUAGGGCUCAGUCUACCUCUCAGGGGCUCCAAACGAGACGCCCUCCAUUCAUCCCCCAUCUACUGGAUCAUCCUCGGUUCAAGCCUGUUACCGAAUUCCGUCCCCGGAUCUCCCCAGCCCCUCGCAACCUCGACUUCCCUCGCUGUCUCUCGCCCCCCGCCGAGCGCGGCCGGGCUGGGCUGGGCUCCGAUCGGGUCACCUGUCCCUUCUCUCUCCAGCUAGAUGGCCCCCCGGCCGUGGUUCUGGGCCCAUGCCCGCUGGUGGGGCCAGGCCCCAUGCACCGCCGCCACCUGCUGCUCCCUGCCAGGGUCCCUAGGCCUGACCUAUCGGAGACGCGUUCCCUGCUCCUGUUCGCCGCUGCUCUGGCUCCUGCCAGCGCCCUGGGCUGCACUGGGUUGGUGGCCCGCGCCGGCCAUUCCUCUCCAGUCUGGCGCCGCCCUGCAGCUGCCUGCGUCCCCUGAACCCUAGAACCCCAUCCGGUCCUCCACUCGGGCCCUGCCGGAGGUUGAGUGACACGGGCAUGGCCCAGAAGCCGCGCCCACCGCCAUCCCUGUGAGCCGGACCCGCCCCCUGCGGCCGGGGAGGGAGGAGCCGGGUCCGCGGCCGCAGCUAGAGCUCUUGGGAGGCGGGGAGCAGGGAGUGCUGCUUCCCGGGGGAACGGCUGCCCACCUCCGCCGGCUGGGAUGCAGCCCCGAAGCGGACGCGCAAGGCGCCCGUCUGGAGAAGGCACCAAGGGCCGAGGGCCUUUCACCCUGCACGCGCCUCCCUCCCGCCAUCGGCUCGCAAACCACAAACCCUCCUGUGACUGAGGCCCUGUCCUCCCGCGCCGUUCUAUUCCCGCGGCGAACGUCCGGCGCGAGCUCCGCCGCUCUCCCGGGGGCCUUCUGCUUUUGCCCGCCCUGCUCUUUCGGGGGCUCCCGCGCCCCCUCCUCACUCGCGCUGCUCCCGGAGCCACGGCCGGCUCCGCCCGCCUCGCGGUUUGGGUAUUUAUUGACCUUGUCCUGCGACUCGCUGACAGGCUCCAGGACUCCGGCACCCAGUCCACGUUUUGGAUGCACUGAGACCCCGACAUUCCUCGGUAUUUAUUGUCUCUCCCCACCUAGGACCCCACCCCCGACCCUCGCAAAUAAAAGGCCCUCUCGUCCGCCCCA